Molecule: messenger RNA, 822 nt
Organism: Auxenochlorella protothecoides
Lineage: Eukaryota; Viridiplantae; Chlorophyta; Trebouxiophyceae; Chlorellales; Chlorellaceae
Product: Mitochondrial metalloendopeptidase OMA1
Exons: 5
Coding region: 1-822 (273 amino acids)
Cellular component (GO): membrane
Molecular function (GO): metalloendopeptidase activity
Source: RefSeq, a predicted model, not a curated record
AUGGCGAGAGCGCAGCCCUGCACCCCCCUCCCUGCCAGGACCGAGUACCAGUACUUUGGAAAUCGGAGGCCGGCGCUGAGCCUGUCCAACCCCAAUGCCCUGCGGGUGCUGGCGGGGCUGGGUGGCGGCGGACUAGUGGUGUAUGUGGUGGCCCAACAGGAGGUGCCCUACACCGAGCGGCGGCACGCCAUCCUGAUCUCCCAGGCCGCAGAGCGCGAGCUGGGCAGGCAGACCUACCGCCAAGUCCUGGAGGAGGCCAGGGCGGAGGGCAGUCUGGUGCCCAGCCACCACCCGGCCACCAAGCGGGUACAGCGCGUGGGCUCCCAGAUCGCUGCGGCGGUGAACCGGGGCCUGCUCGGGCUGGUGUCCUCUGACGAUGAGCUGGCCGCCGUGCUGGCGCAUGAGUGCGCACACGUCCUGGCUCGGCACGCCGCUGAGCGCAUGACGCAGGGUGGUGUGGUUAGCGUGAUCCAGAUGAUAGCUUACUGGGGCUUCGGCAUCCCUCUUCCAUCAGACCUUCUCGUCCCUGCUUUCUUCCUUCCCAAUUCAAGGCACGGCAAGGGCCUGCUGGCAGCACAGGCAUGCUACGAUCCCGCCGCUGCGGCAUCUGUGUUCCAGAAACUGGGCGCUGCUGAGAAGAAGAUGGGAGGGACCGCCAUGCCCAAGUUUCUCCGUACCCACCCCCUGUCAGACGAGCGGGUGGCUCGCAUCAAAGAGGAGCUGCCCAAGGCCCUCGGCAUGUAUGAGCUGGCGGGGUGCGGCUCCCUCCGAGGCCGGGCAGGGGGCCUCUUCUCAGGCCUUGGCGAUGGAGGCUGGCGAUGA